UAUUACAUAGCUGAAUCACAUGAACUGUUUUGCUUGAAAAUUGAUGAUUUAAAAUCGCCGGAAGUUAUCUCUUGUUUCACAAGGUCGGUGGAGUUACGUCAAAACGCGGCUGAAACAACCUUUUCGGCAGAAUGAAUUUCGGAAGGGUGGCUAAUGUUAAUGUUUUUCGCAAAAUUCGACAGCUUGAAACAUUGAUCAAGCCUGGUGGUUUACUUGUGCGAAGCUGUAAUCCAACGCAGUUUCCCAAAUCCACGUCGAGCCUCGCAAAUCUGAACCGUUCUGUGAUUCCUAACGCGAGUAAUUAUCCAAAAUGCAGUAUUCUGUCCAAGCUGUCUGCACAAUCAACAGUCAGCAUGACCCAAACUCGUGCAACAAGCGCUCAAGGCGAUCAUGUGCGCUUGUGGCUGAUAGAGAGAAUAGUGUCUGCAUCCUUUCUGUCACUAAUACCCGCCGCCUUAGUUUUAGAAAAUAAAUUUAUCGAUAUAGUACUGGCAGCUGCUAUUGUCAUGCACACACAUUGGGGAUUGGAAGCUAUCAUUGUUGAUUACGUACGACCCAUUGUGGUAGGUACAUUGGUUCCAAAAGUGGCGUUUCUUAUGCUGAAUCUACUCUCUGUUGCUACUCUCGCUGGUCUGUUCGUGCUGAUUUAUAAUGGCCCUGGUCUUACAAAAACUAUUAAAAAUGGCUGGGCAAUAGGUAAAGAUAGAUAGAAACCCGGUUAAUAUUACUACAGCAGAAAUAAUUUCAUUACAUAUAUAAAUAACUUUUUAAGAUAGUAGCUCAUAAAUUAUUCCGAAAUAAAUUAUUUACUAAUUUAGCAACUUGCUUUCUCCCUUAUGCUACCUAACU
Mycetomoellerius zeteki is the source of this 849-nucleotide messenger RNA. It is a transcript of the gene SdhD, whose product is annotated as succinate dehydrogenase, subunit D. Lineage: Eukaryota; Metazoa; Arthropoda; Insecta; Hymenoptera; Formicidae. Gene Ontology annotation, molecular function: heme binding; ubiquinone binding. Gene Ontology annotation, cellular component: respiratory chain complex II (succinate dehydrogenase); mitochondrial envelope; membrane. Bases 132 to 710 code for a protein of 192 amino acids. The transcript is spliced from 4 exons. The record is from RefSeq and is a predicted model, not a curated record. Gene Ontology annotation, biological process: tricarboxylic acid cycle; mitochondrial electron transport, succinate to ubiquinone.